Molecule: messenger RNA, 4351 nt
Organism: Spinacia oleracea (spinach)
Lineage: Eukaryota; Viridiplantae; Streptophyta; Magnoliopsida; Caryophyllales; Amaranthaceae
Product: phospholipid-transporting ATPase 3
Exons: 27
Coding region: 417-4097 (1226 amino acids)
Biological process (GO): Golgi vesicle budding; phospholipid translocation
Cellular component (GO): trans-Golgi network; plasma membrane
Molecular function (GO): magnesium ion binding; ATP binding; ATPase-coupled intramembrane lipid carrier activity
Source: RefSeq, a predicted model, not a curated record
UAUUAUUCACGCGGAAAGAAUCGCGUCAUCGGUGAGAGAAAGCGCAGAUGAAGAACUUGACCAUCGCCGUUAAAAAAUUAGCGAAGGCCUAACCAGUCAGAAAAUUCGAUACAAGAAAAAGGAAAACAAAAUUCAGGGGAAGUUCUUCGAACUUGAAAAUCCAGAACUUCAACCCGACCUAUUCAAGCAGGCGAUCGACGAACGUGGAGUGAGAGAAAAAUGGGGGGUGAAUCUUUUGGAAUCCUCACUCAUUUUUGAACAACAAACAUCCUUUCAUCUUCUUCCUCAUUUUUCGCAAUUCAAAAAGAAAUUGAAAAUUUCCCCAAACAAUUCCGCCAUUGUUGAAUUUUUUUGAAGCAGAAGAGAUUUUUGAAAAUUAGGGUUGUAAAUUUGAAGGAUAAAAGCGAGGGCGGGAGAUGGCGGGGUGGGAUAGGCUUCAAUCAUCGUCGAGAUCGGGUUUGGAUCGCUCAUCUUCGACUCGUUCGGUCCGACUUGGUCGUGUUCAGCCUCAGGCACCUUCUCACCGCACCAUCUAUUGCAAUGACCGUGAUACCAAUGCCCUCACCAAAUUCAAGGGGAACUCUGUUUCAACUACAAAGUACAAUGUUCUUACGUUUUUGCCUAAAGGGUUAUUUGAACAGUUUAGACGGGUGGCCAAUUUGUACUUCCUUACAAUCUCCAUUUUAUCGUGGACACCAAUGAGUCCCGUGAGUCCAAUAACAAAUGUGGCCCCUUUAAGUAUGGUGCUUUUCAUUUCCCUUGUGAAAGAGGCUUUUGAGGAUUGGAAGCGAUUUCAGAAUGAUUUGUCCGUAAACAAUACCCUUGUAGAUGUACUACAAGGACAGAGGUGGGAUAGAAUCCCUUGGAAAAAGUUGCAGGUUGGCGAUAUUGUCCGUGUCAAGCAAGAUGGGUAUUUCCCGGCAGAUAUUCUUUUUCUUGCAAGCACAAAUGCAGAUGGCGUGUGUUAUGUUGAGACGUCAAAUUUGGAUGGUGAAACAAAUUUGAAGAUUCGUAAAGCAUUGGAGAAGACAUGGGAUUACUUGACACCCGAGAAGGCCUCUGAAUUCAAAGGUGAAGUACAGUGCGAACAACCUAAUAAUUCCUUGUAUACAUUCACUGGCAACCUCAUUAUUCAAAAGCAGACUUUACCUUUGUCCCCGAACCAGCUUCUGCUGAGAGGUUGCAGUCUGAGAAAUACGGAGUACAUUGUUGGUGCUGUGGUAUACUCUGGGCAUGAGACUAAGGUUAUGAUGAAUACCAUGAAUGUUCCUUCAAAACGAAGUACAUUGGAAAGGAAGCUUGACAAAUUGAUUCUUGCUCUUUUUGCUACUUUGUUUAUGAUGUGCCUCAUUGGUUCAAUAGGCAGUGGUAUUUUUAUAGACCUCAAGUACUAUUACUUGGGACUUCGAGGAAAUUUGUCCGGAGCCGAUGAACUUCAAUUUGAUCCAAGCAACAGAUUCUUGGUGAUCAUCUUGACUAUGUUUACAUUGAUCACUUUAUUUUCAACCAUCAUCCCUAUAUCACUUUAUGUUUCAAUUGAGGGGAUUAAAUUUUUACAGUCCAUUCAGUUCAUCAAUAAUGAUUUAAAUAUGUAUCAUGCUGAAACAAACACACCUGCAUUGGCUAGGACAUCUAAUUUAAAUGAAGAACUUGGACAGGUAGAAUACAUAUUUACUGAUAAAACUGGGACUCUUACACAAAACUUGAUGGAGUUUUUCAAAUGUUCAAUUGGAGCUCAAGUCUAUGGAACUGGUAUCACUGAAAUAGAGAGGGGAUUGGCUGAGCGCAUAGGCGCUAAACUUCCCGAGGUACAGAAGUCAGCUAAUGCAAUUCAAGAAAAGGGGUUUAAUUUUGAUGAUGUUAGGCUUAUGCGUGGUGCAUGGAGAAAUGAGCCUAAUCCUGAUAUUUGCAAGGAGUUCUUCAGGUGCCUUGCAAUAUGUCAUACCGUGCUUCCUGAAGGUGAUGAAUCUCCUGAAAAAGUUGUGUACCAAGCGGCUUCUCCCGAUGAGGCAGCUUUAGUUGUCGCUGCUAAGAAUUUUGGCUUCUUCUUCUACAGGCGUACACCGACAACCAUUUAUGUGCGCGAGUCACAUGUUGAAAAGAUGGGUAAAAUUGAUGACGUGCCUUAUGAAAUUUUAAACGUUCUCGAGUUUAAUAGUACACGGAAGCGCCAGUCUGUUGUGUGUCGAUGUCCUGAUGGUAGGCUUAUUUUGUACUGCAAGGGUGCUGAUACUGUCAUCUAUGAAAGAUUGGGAGAAGGGAAUGAGGAUAUAAAGAAAGCUACUAGAGAGCACUUGGAACAGUUUGGAUCAUCUGGGUUACGCACACUGUGCCUGGCCUAUAGAAAUUUGAGCGCAGAUGUCUAUGAGACCUGGAAUGAAAAAUUUAUUCAGGCCAAAUCUUCUUUACGAGACCGGGAAAAGAAGCUGGACGAGGUGGCCGAACUUAUAGAAAAGGAUCUUACUUUGAUUGGCUCAACAGCUAUUGAAGAUAAGCUUCAAGAAGGAGUACCUGCUUGUAUAGAGACGUUAGCAAGGGCUGGAAUAAAAAUAUGGGUGCUCACUGGAGAUAAAAUGGAAACAGCCAUAAAUAUUGCGUAUGCGUGCAACUUGAUAAACAAUGACAUGAAACAAUUCAUUAUCAGUUCUGAAACAGAUGAAAUUAGAGAAGUUGAAGAUAGAGGUGACCCAGUGGAAACUGCUAGAUUCAUUAGAGAUGCCGUCAAAACACAGCUGAAGAAUUGCGUUGAAGAAGCCCAGCAAAUUCUCCGUACAAUAGUUGGACCAAAACUAGCACUUAUAAUUGACGGGAAAUGUCUGAUGUAUGCUUUAGAUCCAAGUUUGCGAGGAACACUUCUGAAUCUGAGCCUAAAUUGUUCUUCAGUGGUCUGUUGUCGAGUUUCUCCUCUACAAAAAGCACAGGUAACAAGCUUGGUGAAGAAAGGUGCAAAAAAGAUUACAUUGAGUAUUGGUGAUGGAGCCAAUGAUGUUAGCAUGAUUCAGGCGGCUCAUGUUGGUGUUGGGAUUAGUGGGCUGGAAGGCAUGCAAGCAGUCAUGGCUAGUGAUUUUGCAAUUGCACAGUUUCGCUUUCUCACAGACUUGCUGCUUGUGCAUGGAAGGUGGUCAUAUAUAAGAAUAAGCAAGGUUGUAACAUAUUUCUUUUACAAGAAUCUGACUUUUACGCUGACUCAAUUUUGGUUCACCCUUCAAGCUGGGUUCUCUGGUCAGAGAUACUAUGAUGAUUGGUUUCAAGCAUUUUACAAUGUAUUUUUUACCUCCCUGCCUGUGAUUAUGCUUGGACUAUUUGACAAGGAUGUUAGUGCAUCACUUUCAAAGAAAUACCCUCAGCUGUACAUGGAAGGAUUGAGAAAUGUCUUUUUCCAAUGGAAAGUUGUUGGUAUUUGGACCUUCUUCUCAGUGUACCAGUCACUCAUCUUCUUUUAUUUUGUUACCACAUCUGGUUCUAAGCCUCAAACUUCAGCUGGCAAGAUGUUUGGCUUGUGGGACAUUAGCACAAUGGCAUUCACUUGUGUCGUCGUCACCGUCAAUAUACGUCUUCUCUUGUGCUGUAAUAGCAUCACGAGGUGGCAUCAUAUAAGUGUUUGGGGUAGUAUUGUAGCAUGGUUCCUUUUCAUCUUUGGUUACUCUGGUAUCAUGACUAACGGUGAUAGGCAGGAAAAUAUUUACUAUGUCAUAUUUGUCUUAAUGAGUACUCCUUAUUUUUAUCUUGCACUACUUCUUGUUCCUGUUGUUGCUCUUGUCGGGGACUUCCUUUACCAAGGGGUACAAAGAUGGUUUUUUCCCUAUGAUUAUCAAGUUAUACAAGAGAUUCAUCGGCAUGAACCAGAUGAUAACCGUAGGGCACAAUUUUUAGAGGUCCGGGAACAUCUGACUGCAGAAGAGGCAAGGAGCUAUGCUUUGGCUCAACUACCUGGGCAGAGAUCAAAACAUACAGGUUUUGCCUUUGAUUCUCCAGGUUAUGAAUCAUUCUUUGCUGCUCAAGCUGGUGUGUUUGCUCCUCAAAAGCCUUGGGAUGUAGCCCGAAGAGCAACCAUGAUGAAAUCACGCGCAAAGACACCAAAGACACCAAAGACAUAGAAGUUCUUCUCUAGUUUUUUUUUUUGUACAAAGAAUUCCCCCAUUCCCCUUUCCGGCACCACUAGGUGAUUGUGUAGAAUUGUUUUGUGCCAUAUCUUUUAGUCUUUUUUUUUUGUCCUUUGGUUACUCUCAUGAAACUACGGAUCGCAUUUUUGAUGUAGACUACAUUCAGAAUUAGGUGUAUAACAGUUGGGUAUUCUGAGAUUGUAAAAUUGAUGUAAAAUUAUAUGGAUAAUAUACAUUCUUCUUUAGAA